CAAUUAAUUGAUACUUCAAUGAAAACUGAACCGUAACAUACUUCAAUUGAUAAAUUCGGUUAAUAAGUGUUGCUUGUGAUAGAAACAAACCAAAAUUAUGGCUGGAAUGUUCACCUACGAGCCGAAAUAUGAAAGUGAAGAUGACGAAGAAAUUAUAAAUGAAUUAAACAUAGACGAUGAGCUGGACGGUGCAGCCGGUUUAACGCUAAAUGGUGAACGAGCUGCAGCAUCACCGCCUGAAACUGAAUGGUAUCAUGGAAGAUUGGACAGAUACAGCGCAGAACAACGUCUGAAAACUGCUUACAAACUUGGAAGUUACUUAGUUCGAGAGAGUGAUCGUAAGCCAGGAAGCUAUGUAUUAAGCUAUUUAGGCAAGACAGGAAUCAAUCACUUCCGCAUUGCUGCUGUUUGUGGAGACUUUUACAUCGGUGGUCGUCAAUUCUUUUCACUUAGCGAUCUUGUAGCUUAUUAUUCAAGUAGCGAUUUAUUGAAGCGUGAACGUCUUAUUUAUCCAAUCGCACCACCAGAACCAGUCAAUGAUAAGAAAAGAGUCGUGGCGAUUCUCCCAUACACCAAAAUGCCUGACAUUUCUGAUGAGUUGAGCUUUCAAAAAGGCGACAUUUUCUUCGUUCACAAUGACAUGGGCGAUAAUUGGCUUUGGGUGACACGUCAUAAAACAGGCGAACAAGGAAUGAUUUUCAGAGAAUUGGUUGAAGAUCUCGACCCAGCAAUUGAUCCGAACACAGUUUUCUCAUGGUUUCAUCCAAACGUCACUAAAAAUGAAGCUGUCGACAUGUUGGUGAAAGCUGGGCCUGGAAGUUUUCUUGUUCGUCCCAGUGACAAUUCUCCUGGUGAUUAUUCUCUCUUCUUUCAUAUAAACAAUCAAAUUCAAAGGUUUAGAAUCGAAAAGAAAGGCGUUCGCUAUUUAAUGGGUGGAAGGACUUUUGAAUGUCUUGAUGCUGUUAUUAAUCGAUAUCGAAAGGAACAAAUUGUCGAAGGUUACACACUUCAGAAUCCCGUCGCAAAUGGAGGUCAACCAGAGUUUCAACAACCAUCAGCAGCAUCUGCUGCAGCUGAGAAAAUUUAUGCAACUUUACGUGAAUGUCGCGAUCAGAAUAUUUUGAAGAAGAUUAAAGGAAUUAAAAUGCAAGGAUAUUUAUCAAAGAAGUCGGAAAAGACUGGAAAGUGGAAGCAACUUUACUUUGCCCUUAUUAAUGAAGGAACUGAAACUCAAUUAUUCUUCUAUGACUCACCGAAGAAGACGAAGCCAAAAGGACUUAUCGACUUGUCAUGCGCUUAUUUGUAUCAAGUUCACGAAUCACUUUGGGAUCGUCCGUUUUGCUUUCAAAUAGCUGAACGAGCUUUACCAUGUUUAGCAACAAUUUCGCAUUUAUGUGACAAGUCAAAUGAAUCAUAUCUUCAAUGGAUUAGUGUAUUGAAGCAACAUUGUCGCGCACAAUUCAGUCGAGCACAGUCAAAAGUUCCACGUUUACGCGAACUUCGUUGUCUCAAUCUUCAAGUGCUUGAAGCUCAUCGUUUACCUUUCAAGUUUGUGCCACAUUGCUACGUCUCAAUAUCACUCAAUCAAAUUAAAAUCGCAAAAACAAAAGUUAAGACAACACCUGACCCAAUAUUUGAAGAAGAAUUUGUUGUCGAUGAUUUACCAGUUGAUAUUGCAACACUUAACUUGACCUUAGUGUCACGUGGAAAGAAGAAUAAAGAUUCGGAUGUUGCUGAAUUAACGAUUGAUCUUGCUAGUCUUAAAAAUGGUUCAGAAACAGAAAAUUGGUAUGACUGGAUAGGGAUGACACCGAUUGGUGAGUGGGGUUCUCUUCGUCUGAGAAUUCGAUACAUGGAUGAUUUGGUGAUGCCAUCAGAAGAAUAUUCGCCGCUUCAAGAACUUCUUUUGGAGAAUGAAUUUUAUCCAGUUAGAGCAUUGUCUGAUCUUUGCCAUACAAAUCGAAUACCAUUAGCAUCUUCGCUUUUGAAAAUCUUCCGUGCUGAACGAAAAGAAUGCGAUUUAAUUAAAACGCUUUGUCAAGGGGAAAUUGCACGAGAAAAUGAUGUGUCGACGCUUUUCCGAGCGACUUCAUUGUCAACAACUUUAAUGGAUAUUUACAUGAGAGCUGAAAGCGGUCUUUUCCUUAAGUCAGCGUUAUCUGAUCUCAUUCAUAAACUACUCGAGAGUAAACAAUCAGCAGAACUUAAUCCUACAAAAAUGGAAGUAAACGACGACGCUUGUACAAAUGCAGAAUUUUUGCUUGCCGUACUCGAUCAAAUUACUCAAUCAAUCUUUACGUCGAUCGAAGCAUGUCCGAAAACAAUUCGUUACAUUUGUCAUUGUCUUCAAAAAACAGUUGUAGCGAAAUGGCCUGGUGAACGUCUUGUCAGAACACGAGUUGUUUCAGGAUUUAUUUUCUUGCGUCUUCUUUGUCCGGCUUUAUUAAAUCCAAGGCAGUUUGGCCUCGUACAAGAACAACCACAUCAGAUGGCUACAAGAUCACUCAUUAUGGUGGCAAAAUGUUUACAGAAUCUUGCAAACCUCGUGGAGUUUGGUGGAAAAGGUGAAUUACCAUCAUUUCAGGAAGGUUACAUGGAAGUCGUUAAUCCGUUUAUAUUAAAGAACAAGGAACGAAUGAUUGUGUUUCUCGAUCAAUUAUCAAGCAUAACUGAUCCAUAUAGUCAGACCAGUGGAAUGGACAUGUGCAAUAAUUCAGCUUCAACAAACAAUUCAGAUAUUGGUCCUGAAUUGGCAACAUUGCAUCACAUUUGUGGAUCACACCUCUCUGAACUUCAAAACAUGUCGAAAGCUAACAAUUCAAUUAAAAAGCUGGUCACAGUCACGGAAAUGUUGUCAAAGCACAAACUUAAAUAUUUGGAAAUGAUUCAAAAACAAGUUAAAGAACAAAAAAUGAGUUAUUUGAGAACAAAUUUGUUUUACGCUAUACUUGCAGAUAAGAAAGAUUUGGUCUUAGAAAUAUUAAAUAAUGAAAGUAUUGAUGUUAAUAAAACUGACAAUCAUAACUUCACAGCACUUCAUCACGCGGUUAUCAAAGGUAAUCCUGAAGUUUGUGAACUCUUGCUGGAUCAUGAGCGUUUCGAUAGCUUAGUGAAAACUUAUGAAGGUUGUUCUGCCCUCAUGAUCGCCAUUUUAGCAAAUGUACCACUAGAAGUCAUUGAAUUGUUGGUUCGAAAGUAUCCGAUUUAUGUUACAAUGAAGAACAAUGAAGAAGUGACACCGCUACACGAGGCUGUUAAAAAUCAAAGGCUUGAUAUUGUGAAAGUAUUGCUGCAGUAUGGAGCAAAUGUCAAUGACUUCGAUUUGGAUCUUGAAAAUGCUCUUCACUUAGCAGCAUCUAACAGUGAUUUCGAUAUGAUCGACUUUCUUUUAAAAGAAACUGAAGUAGAUUCACGUGCUAGGAAUCGCGAUGAGAUGAAUCCAUUAUGUCUUCUCAUCGUAAGAUCUCGAAAUGAAAAUCAAGAUUUGGUCAUUCGUUGCUUCUUCACAAUGCUUGAACACACUUACGAUAAAAAUCCUGUGACUGGAACAUAUGCAAUUAGUGACAUCUUUCAAUGUGCUUUUCUAGCAUGCGUUUAUUCACGUACUGAAAUCGUCAAAUAUUUAAUUCACAAUGUUUACAAUAUCUGCAAUACGAAAUAUGAUUUCAUUCGGAAGCUUACUGAAUAUUGGAUUGACGACACUGACGAGUUUCUGUAUUAUGUUCUCGUGUUUCUUCAUGAUGACAUUGAUCGAUACGAUAAAUAUAGUUUCACAAGAUUUGCAGAAAUUAAUUACUUCAUGUGCAUUCGCUCUGUGAUUCAUGUCAUCAAUAUGUUGUUGCCAGCUUAUGAUGCCGUUGAACUAACUGUCAGUGUACUUCAGCAUUUGAAGUCAAUUGGAUUUAACAUUCGAGUGAAGGAAUUCGAAGAUCAAGUCGGGGCACUUCUUCACACAAAAUAUUCCUUUGAGGCUAUUCCCGACAAUGAUUUACAAAAAAUUGAUGGUAUUAUUCAAUAUUUAUAUUUUAAUCAAUUCAAGACAAAUCUCAUGAUCAAAAGUUUUUUACAUUCAAUUGCAAUUGAGAAAAAUGUUGAAGGCAUUAACACAGAAACAGCUAAGAAAAUUGUUAAGUUACUUAUUCGUUAUGCACCAUCAUUCUUUGAUUAUAGCGACAACGACAAUUGGAAGCAAAUUAAUGAUUUUAAGAAUUUAAACCCACAAAUUAAACUUGUUGUUGAAUGGAUGGUGACAAAUUAUGGAAACCUCAAUCUGAAUACAUUUCUUGACAUUCACUUCGUUUUUCCAUUAAAACAUUUCUGCCGCAAUGUGAUAAGAGAUCAGCUGAGACAAGAUAAGAUGUCAUUACACAACAUUGAAUGUUUAAGAACUUUAGGUCUACCUGAAAUAUUGAUAAAUUAUCUCGUGUUCAAAGAGUAAAAAAUAAAAUAUUUAAUAAAGAAAAAUUUCUUCAAAC
Messenger RNA from Clunio marinus, 4475 nucleotides. The record is from the annotation of a GenBank genome assembly. NCBI's taxonomy places the organism in Eukaryota, Metazoa, Arthropoda, Insecta, Diptera, Chironomidae.